UUUUUUUUUAUUACGAGGGCAACCCCCUUCCUCGAGUUUUACGCCAUGUCCACUCCGACUACAUCAAACCCGACAGAUUCUCCCGUAGUCACCUCCGCGAGCCACGACCCCAGCCUAUACCAUUCUCCCGGUUCCUUUGCACCGUCUGGAUCUAGGCGUCAUCUGAGCACUCACCCUCUCAUACCUUUUGACCCUAUUUCCGAGUCAGCCGAAAAGCCAGAUGACCUGCACUCUCCGCCAAACAGAGCGAGCGGUUUCCUAGGUAUUGUCCGACAACUCUACACGACCCUCAGCUAUCUCUUCGGCUAUAAGGAGACGUGGAGUCUGGUUCUGUUCAUCAUCUUCGGGGGUGCAUUGGUGGGGUUCGCGCUUGCGCGCUCUUUCAUGCUCGAUCCUAGAGCAUCGAACUACAAGAACAACUUACCGCCCGGGGAAUGGUACUGGGGCGGUCGCGCACCUUAUCGUGGAGCUCUUGUUACUCACGUGUGGACAUCGUUUUGUCAGUACUGUCACUUCACCCACGACCCUCAUAUCGCGUGUGAUAUUAAAUGGUUUCAUCUUAGUCAUCGCUUGGGGCGCCGUUUUGCAAUUCAUACCUGGCAUCCGCAAUGUAAAGCAGGAUGAUUCUCCAUAGAGCAAAUGGUUACGGCACACUCUUCCUGCUUCC
Molecule: messenger RNA, 667 nt
Organism: Cantharellus anzutake
Lineage: Eukaryota; Fungi; Basidiomycota; Agaricomycetes; Cantharellales; Hydnaceae
Exons: 5
Source: RefSeq, a predicted model, not a curated record